Messenger RNA from Pseudopodoces humilis (Tibetan ground-tit), 1104 nucleotides. The record is from RefSeq and is a predicted model, not a curated record. Lineage: Eukaryota; Metazoa; Chordata; Aves; Passeriformes; Paridae.
CUGCUUUGCGAGCCCAGCUUUGUUUGCCCAGAGGACCUCGCUGCCACUGUCACCAGUGCCAGACCUGCGGCCAACGAUGAGAAGGCAUCGAGGGAGAAAGAAGAGACGGCGUGGCAAGAGGAUCGGACGCUUCGUGGUCAAGAGUGGAACGGCGUGGCAAGACAACGGAGCAAGAGGAUCAGCAGCUUCGUGGUCAAGAAGAAGGCGUCGAGGGAGAAAGAAGAGACGGCGUGGCAAGAGGAUCGGACGCUUCGAGGUCAAGAGUGGAACGGCGUGGCAAGACAACGGAGCAAGAGGAUCAGCAGCUUCGUGGUCAAGAAGAGGUGGCACGAGGGACCCUCUGGGCAUAGCAUCCCUGGUAUUUCCAGGGCGCAGAUUCCUAAGAGUCUGCUGGGCACCUUCACGGUUCCCUGUUUUGUGCUGGGCGACCUCCCUGUAACCAGGGCUGGGUCUUUGCGUUGCAGCCGUUGGCCUUUUGCCAUUGGGCUGCUUUUGCUGGCCAGAGAGAGGGGCAGCCCUGUAAGGAGGGUGAGAGCCCCGGUCUCUGCAGCCAAGGGGGGAAGUGGAGCACCCCCAGGCCGCCCUUUAAGCAGGGCUGGGCCUUUUCCCCUGGUCCAUGGCUUUGUGCCCCUGGCCAGCAUGUGAGCCCUGUACUCGGGGCGUGUCACAGCCUGCUGUGCCUUGGCCUCCCCUGAAUCCUCUGAGCGGGUUUAGGCCCUUGUGGCCUCCCUGCAGCCGCCCCCUGCCCGGGACAGGCCUGAAGCUCUUGGUCUUGUGUUCAGCGGCAGGCAGGCCCCCUGGUCUGUGCACAGAGCUCGCUCCCUCUCCUGGCCCCUUGUCCUUCCCCGUGUGUUGCCCUGUCCACCUCAGUGUGAGCGAGGCGGUGUGUGUGUCCCUUUGUCCCCGUUAGGAAUAGAGCAGAGUAGCUUAGGCUUCCCAGGAGAGGAAGAGGAGCUGUGUGACUCAGCCAGGGGUGCCCUGUCACAGCGCGGGCAGAGACAGAGCCCGGCCUGGCCCUUUGCUCCUGAGGACAGAGCGAAGCCGCUUAGUGGCGGCGCGGGCUGCGGGCCCCGCCUGUAGCCAGGCCUGGGGCUGUGCCCGUGC